Aureobasidium pullulans EXF-150 is the source of this 561-nucleotide messenger RNA. RefSeq lists its product as uncharacterized. The record is from RefSeq and is a predicted model, not a curated record. NCBI's taxonomy places the organism in Eukaryota, Fungi, Ascomycota, Dothideomycetes, Dothideales, Saccotheciaceae. The transcript is spliced from 3 exons. Bases 1 to 561 code for a protein of 186 amino acids.
AUGGCAUCUUCAAACAUCCAGCCAGGCACAGUUGAGCCUCCCAUCGGCAUCGAGCGAUUGACCAACACACAGUGGGAGAAGCCGGAGUACAAGCUGCCUCUUCCAUCGCUUCAAUUCCUCUUCCACCUCGAAUGUGAUAUGGAGUCUUUCCAUCACAUUGGAAAGGGCCCCCACGGUGACAGGUCCACUGUGAUAUUCAAAGGUGGUCGUUUUGAAGGGCCCAAGCUGAGAGGCGAGAUCCUUCCCGGCGGUGGUGACUGGGAGACUGUGCAGGAUCACGAUGGAGACCAGCAAACCGCCCAUUUGGAUACCAGAUACAACUUGAAGACACAUGACGGUGCAAUGCUCUAUCUGCGUACAACAGGAACGAGGACAGGCAAAAAGGAGGUCCUUGAGAAAUUGGGAGAAGGAAACAUCGGUCCUGAUCAGUUCAGAAUGCGACUGCAUCUGACCUUCGAGACUGGUGAUGAAAGAUACACUUGGCUCAACUCGGGUGUGUUCAUGGCGAGCUCCGGACGUGUUGGCGACAUGGUCAUCUACGACGCAUACCAAGUUCUUUGA